Nerophis ophidion (straightnose pipefish) is the source of this 1503-nucleotide messenger RNA. RefSeq names its product centriolar satellite-associated tubulin polyglutamylase complex regulator 1 (gene cstpp1). Lineage: Eukaryota; Metazoa; Chordata; Actinopteri; Syngnathiformes; Syngnathidae. The record is from RefSeq and is a predicted model, not a curated record. Bases 161 to 1156 code for a protein of 331 amino acids. The transcript has 9 exons.
ACAAUCAAAAAUGUGACUCAAAAUAUCCGGUUUGUCCUAGAAACCGCCAUAUCCGGACAGGGCGGAAAUGUAAUAGCAUGCAAAAAAACCACAACCGAUGUUAACGAUUACAGGAUUUUGCUUUCAUUAUUGUCUUCAUUUUUAGAGUUUUAAUCGCUAUAUGACGUCAGGAAUGAACUGUUUUAACCCAGCUGUCACGGUUGACGAAUACCUCGCGGAGACUAACGUGCUCUUUUACCUGAGUGAUGCUUUGGCUCAGCUGCUGGAACACAAAGAAGAAUACACCAAUGUUGGCGUCACCCGCUACUUUGCUGAAUAUUUCAGCAGCGUGAAGAAUAGUAAUCACAUCCUCUUCAGGGAGUUUAACUACAUCAGGGCCACUCCUCAUAACAGAGCCUCAUUCAUCAGAGUCUUCUGGAGGUGCUACAGACAGAUUGGCAUGAGUGGAGAUAUGCUGUCUAUGUUGGAGUACAGCUCCCUACUUCAAUUACUAUGCCCAGACUUCCCAGUGGAGAUAGUGAAGAGUGCUGCCAGAAUUGCUUUGAUGAAUGAGGGCGCAAACUGUUUGAUGUCUUUCUCGGACUUCCUUUACGCCUUCCAACUGCAGUUUUACUACCAAGAAUUCCUGGACAGUGUGCAGCUGAUUUACCAGGACUUGUUGGCCGGAAAGAGUCCAAACACUGUCAUAGUUCCCACAUCAGCUUCUGUCGAACAAAUUCCUUGCUUGGCCUUAGAGGAAAAACGGGAUCUUGAGAUAGAGGCUUCCACUCUGGCUGGAUGCAUAGAUGCCCUCUGUGACCGCUUCAGACACAGUCACCCUCCCAGGUCAUGUUUAAAAGACGCACUAGAGGAAAGUGGCAAGGUGGCGUACGACAGCUUGCUGAGGAGCCUGGCCAAACAUGAGGUCAUAAACCAAACCAUUGGAGCAUUACCGAGCAAGACCGAGGUACUAAUUGACCAGGAUUUGGACCACGAACUGGACAAACUCAUUGCUCAGAUCUCAGUCAGUCCCAGCAGCAACAGCAGCGGAAGUGCAGUGGGGAUGCUGAAGGAGGUGCAGAGGAAGGCCUCCCCCAGGAGAAACAUCCACCACAGAAGGAAGAUGGAGGUGGAGAGUGACGGCUCCACGGAGGAGACGGACUCCUCUGAGAACUGAGCCUUUCACGCUUGAAUCGUGAGACCUUUGACUUGCCUCUCUAAACUCACUCUUAAGCUUCAUUUAUGGCAGAAUAGUGACGAGGAAGUCAACCUUUUAGAACGAGGACUUGCGUGAACAAAUGUGCUGUAAAAUUACUUAUUUAUUUAUGCCCUUGCACACUGAACUAUACAAUAUAGUGCUUUAUUUAUUCCCUGACACGUAUGGAGAUCCUCAUUCACAUAAAACCCUUGAUUAUUGGAGAUGUAACUGAAACUGACUUGAGAUUUCUCAUAUUUGCUGGAAAAUGGAAGCUUCUAAAGUGCACCAUGCAUGAAUCAUUUCAAUAAAUGCAGUUGUAAAUGUGA